This is a messenger RNA of Elgaria multicarinata webbii, 1668 nucleotides long. It is a transcript of the gene ADRA1D, whose product is annotated as adrenoceptor alpha 1D. Bases 30 to 1565 code for a protein of 511 amino acids. Gene Ontology annotation, biological process: positive regulation of vasoconstriction; positive regulation of cytosolic calcium ion concentration; cell-cell signaling. The record is from RefSeq and is a predicted model, not a curated record. Lineage: Eukaryota; Metazoa; Chordata; Lepidosauria; Squamata; Anguidae. Gene Ontology annotation, molecular function: alpha1-adrenergic receptor activity. Gene Ontology annotation, cellular component: plasma membrane. The transcript is spliced from 2 exons.
UCAUGGAGACCGGACCUUUUUAAAAAAGAAUGACUUUCUCUGACCGGAUUAAUGCCAGCUUGAAUGGGAACCUCACGGGAGAGGAGUCUGGCGGGUUUAACGGGUCCUGGGCAGGAGAGGAUGUUAGUUCUAACAGCAGCAACUCCUCCUUGGCUCUGAGGUUGACCCUGCAGUCCGUGGGGGUGGGGGUCUUCCUGGCCAUCUUCAUCCUCUCGGCCAUCGUGGGCAACAUCCUGGUCAUCCUCUCGGUGGCCUGCAACCGUCAGCUGCAGACGGUGACCAACUACUUCAUCAUCAACUUGGCCAUCGCCGACUUGCUCCUGAGCACCACCGUCUUGCCCUUCUCGGCCACCUUGGAGGUGCUGGACCUCUGGAUCUUUGGCCGCAUCUUCUGCGACAUCUGGGCAGCGGUGGACGUCCUGUGUUGCACUGCCUCCAUCAUGAGCCUGUGCAUCAUCUCCGUGGAUCGUUACAUCGGGGUCAAGUACUCGCUCAAAUACCCCACCAUCAUGACCGAGAAGAAGGCUGUGAUCAUCUUGGUGGUGGUCUGGCUCUCUUCCAUGGUCAUCUCCAUCGGGCCCCUCUUGGGCUGGAAGGAGCCUCCGCCGGACAAUGAGGAACACUGCGACAUCACCCAGGAGCCCGGCUAUGCCCUCUUCUCCUCCCUCUUCUCCUUCUACUUGCCCCUGCUGGUCAUCCUGGUGAUGUACUUCAACAUCUACGUGGUGGCCAGGAGGACCACCAAGAGCUUGGAGGCCGGAGUCAAGAGAGAGCGGGGCAAGUCCAUGGAGGUCGUGCUACGGAUCCACUGCCGCAGCGUCCUCGAGGACUCCCUGGCCAGCACCAAGGGCAAAGGGCACACCUUCCGGAGCUCCCUCUCGGUGCGCCUCUUGAAAUUCUCCAGGGAGAAGAAAGCCGCCAAGACGCUCGCCAUCGUGGUCGGCGUGUUCAUUCUCUGCUGGCUGCCUUUCUUUUUCGUACUGUCUUUCGGGUCCUUCUUUCCUUCUGUGAAGCCCGAGGGAAUGUCCUUCAAGAUCAUCUUCUGGCUGGGAUACUUCAACAGUUGCGUGAACCCCAUCAUCUACCCUUGCUCGAGCAAAGAGUUCAAAAGGGCCUUCAUCCGGCUGCUGAAAUGUCAGUGCCGCCGGAGGAGAAGGCCCAUCUGGAGGGUGUACGACAAGCACUGGCGGGGCGCCUCCAUGAACGGCUCUGGCCAAGAAUCCGAGAGGGAGCCAAGGUCCCGGGUGUCUACCCUCAACGGCUCCUUCAUAUUGAACUCCGGCAGCUUGGAAAGACCCAGCAAGAGGAGAACUCUGAACUUCAAACGGUGGAGAAUGUUCUCCCCUUUCCAAAAGCCGACGACACAGUUCAAAGAAAAAAUGAACAGCCUCUCAAACAAGAUACGGGCGGGGUCCGUCAAAGGCGCCAUGGCGGCCUCGUACAAGACAGAGGUGGAGUCGGUCUCCAUAGGGAUCCCCAACGAAUUCAUGGAGUGUAUCGAAUAUCACAUGUACGAUGAUUUAACAGACUCUGAGUCCUGUGGGCUUAAAGAAACGGAUAUUUGAUGCUAACAGGGAUAACACAACAACCCUUUGGGGGAAGACUUUCCGUUUUGUUUUGUUUCUGUCUUACAUGCAGUUGGCUGUCAACGGUGGAUGUAAUCCAUGU